AUGCAGAGUAAAGUGGCAGUCAGCUCUUCCAGCCCUGUUGUCGCAGCUUCGUUCCCACCCCCGUCCCGGGCCAGACACACACCCAUCAUCGAGGGGGAGAUUUUCAAGCUUCCAGGCAGGCUGAGAAUCCAGCCCUCACUGUGGAGCAAGGACGACGUGAUCCACUGGCUAAGAUGGGCUGAGAAAGAGUAUUCCCUUCGGCAAACGGACGAAAGCAAGUUUGAAAUGAACGGCAAGGCCCUGUGCAUCCUCACCAAGGAUGACUUCAGACACCGAGCUCCGAGCUCAGGUGAUGUGCUAUAUGAAAUACUCCAGUACAUUAAAACUCAAAGAAGAGCUCUGGUGUGCAGCCCUUUGCUCAACUCCCCCUUCAGAGAAGCCAGCAGCACAAAGGAAGACUGCAGGUUGCUGUGGGAUUAUGUGUACCAGCUUCUCUCAGACAGCCGCUACGAGCCUUACAUCAAGUGGGAAGACAAGGAAGCCAAGGUCUUCCGGGUUGUUAACCCAAAUGGACUUGCCCAGCUCUGGGGCAACCACAAGAACCGGAUGAACAUGACGUAUGAGAAGAUGUCACGAGCGCUCAGACAUUACUAUAAACUCAACAUUAUCAAAAAGGAGCCGGGGCAGAAGCUGUUGUUCAGGUUUUUGAAGACUCCUGGUGAGAUGAUCCAUGAAAAAUCCAGAAAACUGGAGCAGCUGGAGAAUGAGGACCAUGAGGAUUUGAAAGAAGACGCACUGGAGGUUUCACUGUAGGGAACCUGUGACGGUGGCACUUGCAGUGCAUGGCAGACAGAUUUGUGCUCCGUUGGGAAGUGCCAGUGUCUUACAUCUCCUGGACAGAAGGCCAGAGAGGUGGUCCUGGAUUUCAAAACCUGCCCUGAGCCAAAGCUGUGA
Eurypyga helias (sunbittern) is the source of this 894-nucleotide messenger RNA. RefSeq names its product ets variant 7 (gene ETV7). The record is from RefSeq and is a predicted model, not a curated record. Lineage: Eukaryota; Metazoa; Chordata; Aves; Eurypygiformes; Eurypygidae. Gene Ontology annotation, biological process: cell differentiation; regulation of transcription by RNA polymerase II. Gene Ontology annotation, molecular function: sequence-specific DNA binding; DNA-binding transcription factor activity, RNA polymerase II-specific. The transcript is spliced from 7 exons. Gene Ontology annotation, cellular component: nucleus.